Molecule: messenger RNA, 807 nt
Organism: Mucor velutinosus
Lineage: Eukaryota; Fungi; Mucoromycota; Mucoromycetes; Mucorales; Mucoraceae
Product: PPM-type phosphatase domain-containing protein
Exons: 4
Coding region: 1-807 (268 amino acids)
Biological process (GO): iron-sulfur cluster assembly
Cellular component (GO): cytosol
Molecular function (GO): ATP-dependent FeS chaperone activity; 4 iron, 4 sulfur cluster binding; ATP binding
Source: RefSeq, a predicted model, not a curated record
AUGACUGACAUCAAUCUCUCUGGAAUAAAGAACAUUGUUCUAGUGCUCUCUGGCAAAGGAGGUGUAGGCAAAUCUUCUGUCACUACACAGCUUGCGCUUGGCCUCGUCCACCAAGGCAAAAAGGUAGGUGUGCUCGAUAUCGAUCUGACGGGGCCCAGUAUUCCUCGCAUGUUGGGAUUAGACGGCAAGAAAGUACACCAAGCUUCUCAAGGUUGGGUGCCUGUGUAUGCUGAUGAAAACCAACGCUUGUCAUGUAUGUCCAUUGGAUUUUUAUUGACAAACAAGAAUGACUCUGUCGUUUGGAGAGGCCCUAAAAAAAAUGCCAUGAUCAAACAGUUCUUACAAGACGUAUAUUGGGGAGAAUUGGAUUAUUUGUUGAUUGAUACACCACCAGGCACUUCAGAUGAACACAUUGGCAUUGUAGAAUAUCUAAAGGAAUUUAACCCUGACGGCGCUGUCAUUGUCACUACGCCUCAAGGUGUUGCCAUUGCUGAUGUACGUAAAGAAGUCUCAUUUUGUAAAAAGGUGAAGUUGCCAAUCUUGGGUGUUGUGGAGAAUAUGAGUGGAUUUGUGUGUCCUCACUGUGCGGAAUGCACCAAUAUUUUCUCUUCUGGCGGUGGUGAAUCCAUGGCAAAGGACUACGAUAUCGAUUUCUUUGGCAGAGUGCCUAUUGAUCCUGGAUUUACCAGCAUGGUGGAAACAGAGGGCAGUGGGUCAUACGUCAAAAUGUUUGAAAAGUCAAAUUUAUUCCCUGUUUUCCAACAGAUUUGCGAUAAAGUAACUGAAAAAGUAGAGUCUAAUAAAUAG